AUGGACAUUGAAGGAAAAGUAGCGUUGAUCACAGGUGGUGCUGGGGGCUUAGGAAAAUGUGUGGGUGAACUUCUGCUGAGCAGAGCAGCACAGGGCGUGGUAUUCAUCGAUAAAGAUGAAGAUAUGGGUAAAGUUACAGAAGACUAUUUAAAGAAGACUUAUGGAGAAUCCAAAGUGGUCUUUGUUCAUGGCGAUGUUACCGUAAAAUUAAAUCUAAAAUGUGCAUAUGAAAUGACUAAAUCUAAGUUUGGAAGACUGGACAUAGUGUGCAAUAAUGCAGGCAUAUUUAAUGAAUUAGAAAUGGAGAAAAUGUUUGCAGUAAAUAUUAUGGCGCUGAUCACCAGUACGUAUAUGGCAGUUGAGUACAUGGGUAAACAACAUGGCGGUCAAGGUGGAGUGAUUAUUAAUGUUUCGUCGAACUUGGGUAAAUAUGCGUUGAUGUCAUUGUUUCUUCGUAUUUUAAUAAAUACAUUAUUCAAAAUUAUAGCGAUGUAA
Molecule: messenger RNA, 495 nt
Organism: Saccoglossus kowalevskii
Lineage: Eukaryota; Metazoa; Hemichordata; Enteropneusta; Harrimaniidae
Product: 15-hydroxyprostaglandin dehydrogenase [NAD(+)]-like
Cellular component (GO): cytoplasm
Molecular function (GO): oxidoreductase activity, acting on the CH-OH group of donors, NAD or NADP as acceptor
Source: RefSeq, a predicted model, not a curated record